AUGGCAGGAGGCUACCCACUGAGGGAUGGAAGCGCAGACGGUUCGCUGCUAGUGAGUCGAGCGCACGACCACCACACCGCACCAGUAACCAUGCACCACGACCCAGAGUCACCCACAUGCCGCGAGGAAACACAAUUACUUACAGAUGAGUGGCUUAAAGUAAAGUCUGUGGCGGGAAAUGGAAAUCUUUCCCCUGGUGUCUACUACCCGACAACAGGCAGCAAGAGGUUCGUCGACGCAAGUCACCCUGUGCCGUCUCAAACAGAUUCACACCCGAGCAGAUCUCAUAGACAUGGCGUAACGAGACGGGCGAGACGACGAGCCGUUCUUAAAAAUGGAGAGUGCAAUAUACUCAAAUCCCGGAUCUCUCAGCGGCGGUUGAGAUUCCUGCAGGAUAUGUUCACGACUCUCGUGGACGCACAAUGGCGAUGGACAUUGCUAGUUUUCACACUCUCGUUUAUUUUGUCUUGGCUUGGAUUCGCUCUCAUCUGGUGGCUGAUUUCAUUUACACAUGGUGACUUAGAGCCUGACCACCUACCGCCUAUGCAGGAAACUUCAAAUUGGAAGCCGUGUAUCUUUAAUAUUCACGACUUCACCUCGUGCUUCCUGUUCAGUAUCGAAACCCAACACACUAUUGGUUACGGUUCACGAACAACAACAGAAGAAUGUCCAGAAGCAAUAUUUAUUAUGUGUCUGCAGAGUAUUGUUGGUGUAAUGAUUCAAGCCUUUAUGGUGGGCAUUGUAUUCGCUAAGAUGACAAGACCAAAACACAGAACACAAACACUUCUAUUUUCUAAGUUCUGCGUUGUAUGUCAAAGAGACGGCGAACUAAGUUUGAUGUUCAGAGUGGGCGACUUGAGGAAAUCACACAUUAUAGGAGCUAGCGUGAGAGCUCAACUGAUAAGAUCUAGAACGACUAAGGAAGGAGAGGUAUUGUCACAUUACCAAACUGAACUGGAGCUAAAUGCUGAUGGAUGUGACAGCAACUUGUUUUUCAUUUGGCCGAUAACGAUGGUACACAAGAUAAACGCUGACAGUCCGUUCUACGCGGUUUCCGCCGCUGAUGUAUUGCAGGAGAGGUUCGAGAUAGUGGUUAUUUUAGAAGGAACGAUAGAAUCUACUGGACAGACGACACAGGCUCGUUCGAGUUAUACGACAAGUGAAAUAAUGUGGGGACAUAGGUUUGUCCCGCUGGUGACGUAUAAUCGUGAACGGCAGGGAUACGAGGUAGAUUACUCGAAGUUUGACGAGACAUCGCAGGUGGACACUCCUCUAUGUUCAGCCAAGGAGCUGGAUGAGUUCUACGGCAGUCAGGGUGAUCAUAGAUCGAUCGAGAGCGGGGAACAACACCUGAUGCUGAAGAUGCCAACCCAUGGUCAUGAUCAACAGGAGCCCAAAGCCGAGCAAAAGGACGGUUACAUGGCUGUCAGCGCAUCUAUGUCACCUGAAUUAACGAUGAGAGAUUCCUUAUCUUCUGAAGUCAGGCCAGCCUUGCGUCUUAAUCGUAAUACUGAUCUUUCGAACAUAGCCGAUCGGCUUGUAGCAGAUGCCCUAAAACGAGUUAGCUCGACACGUCGAGGUUCAGUAAUUCCUAAGUACCCUUCCAAUUACUUUAGCAGUCCUACUGAAGAAUCGUCAUCCAGCGAAGAAGAAGAGGCGGCUAGGAAAAAAAAAUCGAAGAAGACUGAGAAAGUCUAA
Arctia plantaginis is the source of this 1698-nucleotide messenger RNA. The record is from the annotation of a GenBank genome assembly. Lineage: Eukaryota; Metazoa; Arthropoda; Insecta; Lepidoptera; Erebidae.